This is a messenger RNA of Tribolium madens (black flour beetle), 1039 nucleotides long. RefSeq names its product 1,5-anhydro-D-fructose reductase-like. Gene Ontology annotation, molecular function: aldose reductase (NADPH) activity. NCBI's taxonomy places the organism in Eukaryota, Metazoa, Arthropoda, Insecta, Coleoptera, Tenebrionidae. The record is from RefSeq and is a predicted model, not a curated record. The coding region runs from base 83 to 1021 and encodes 312 amino acids. Gene Ontology annotation, cellular component: cytosol. The transcript is spliced from 4 exons.
UUCACAAUUGAUUAAAAAUGAUAAAAGUUAUCACAAGAUGAUUAUUUUUGAAACAUCCUUGACCGUGAAAAAAUGCUAAAAAAUGUCUCGAAGUCUCAACAACGGCUAUUCGAUCCCCUUGAUCGGCUUAGGAAUCCACAAGCUCGUUCACGCCUCGGAAAUCCACCAAGUGGUAAAACUGGCCAUCGACGCCGGUUAUCGGCACUUUGAUUGUGCGUGGAUUUACGGUACUGAAGCCGCAGUAGCCAAAGCAAUCCAUGAGAAAAUCAAAGAAGGCGUCAUCAAACGUGAAGAUGUUUACAUAACGACGAAACUGUGGAACAAUUACCACCAACGCAAAGACGUGGUGGAGAAAUUGCGUGAAUCUUUGCAAGAAAUGAAAUUUUGUUAUGUCGAUUUGUAUUUGAUUCAUUGGCCUUUGGGGUUCAAGGUCAAUGCGAAUUCUUUGCCCUUGAACGAAGGGCCUAGUGCGUACAGUGACGUCGAUUAUGUUGAAACUUGGCAAGGAAUGGAGGAUUGCGUCUACCAGGGUUACACAAGAAGUAUCGGUUUAGCGAAUUUUAACAGCGAACAAAUCACCAGAAUUCUCAAAAACGCCAAUAUUAAACCCACUGUGAACCAUAUCGAAGUCCAUCCGCGUCUAAACCAGAAAAAAAUUAUAGAAUUUUGCACCCAACGCAAUAUUUUAGUCACGGGAUACUGCCCCUUGGGGAUUAAUGAAAUGGGUGGAGUCCCCAAUUUCCCAGAACCUACGAUUUGUGAUGAGAAAAUCGACGAAAUUGCACGGAAACAUCGAAAAACCGCCGCUCAAGUCGUCUUAAAUUAUUUAAUUUCGUUAGGUAUUUGUGUGGUCACGAGAUGUAGCAAUCAGUUCAGAAUUAGGGAACAUAUUGACAUUUUUGACUUUCAACUUGAUUCACAAGAUGUGGAAUAUUUGGAUUCGUGUAACCGGAAUCAGAGGAUUUGCGCUUUUUCGGCCUUUGUCGACCACAAAUACUACCCGUUUCACGUGGAAUUUUAAAUAAAUUAUUUGUUUCAA